UCCACUAUUUCGCACUCUUCCUCUCCUUCUAUUCCGAACUCUCGUCAUGGCCGGAGCUUUAAGGCAGCCCCUCCACAUAACCACUUCUGCCAAUCCUCCAUCGCAACCCUGUAAACCCAGGGCCAGGUGUAUUUCCUCCUUACCCGUCGUAUUCCAAAACGACAAAAGCCAGCAAGUACUGUUGUCGAAGCUGAGUGGAUAUUACGGCAACCGGAACCUUGUUUUGAAGUUAGCAUGCAAGGCUACCCCCGCAAAGGAUGACAUUGUGCCUGCUGCUGAUGACCCUGAAAAUGGAGUCUCUCUUGGUACCAUGAAAUUGCCUUCCAAUACUGAUCUUCCCCGGUUCGAAACCUUGUUGUUUCAGUGGGCCAACAGUCUUUGCCAAGGAACUAAUCUGCCUCUUCCGGUGCCUUUGAAGAUCGAUAAAAUAGCAGGUGGGGCUCGACUUGGUUUUAUUACAGUUGGAGAUGGAAAGACUGAAGUCCUGGUGUAUAUAGAUUGCUUAGUCUUCCCAGCAACAGAUAAUUCCGGUCCAAUCUUUCGAGCAAUAAGAAACGGACCAUUAAAAGAUCAAUCUCCCCCUGGUGAGCCAAGGAUCAUGAGAAGUCUUCUUCAAGCCCUGCAGAAGUCUGUUGAAAUUGCUAGAGUUUGAGCUAGAUUUUUGUUCAAUAUGUACCAUUAUUCUCCAUUUCCCCACCACCCCCUACUUUGCUACCUUCCUGUUUUUCUCUCUUUCCUACAUAAUUUAAACAUUCUGUUUCUAA
Molecule: messenger RNA, 764 nt
Organism: Hibiscus syriacus
Lineage: Eukaryota; Viridiplantae; Streptophyta; Magnoliopsida; Malvales; Malvaceae
Exons: 3
Coding region: 47-652 (201 amino acids)
Cellular component (GO): chloroplast thylakoid membrane; chloroplast stroma
Source: RefSeq, a predicted model, not a curated record